AUGGCCCUGAGUGCUGUUAGUAAUCUGAGGUGGGGCUCAGACUUUGAGAUGUCUGACUUCAAGAUCCAUUCUCUUCUAGUAUGUCCUGAAACAUGCAGCUUAAAUAGGAGUGAUCUUGGAAGAGAAAUCCUCAAAGCAGCUUUCUCCUUUUGUCAGAGAAUGAAGAGCCUGACAGGGGUCAUAUCAGCCUCUGCAGCCACAGCCUGCGCUCCGUGGUGCCCUCAGAACUCCAAGUGUGUCAGUGCCACCACCUGUCGUUGCCUGCCAGGAUUCAGUUCUUUGUCCGGAGAGCUCAUCACCAACCCCUUGGAGAUCUGUGAUGACAUCAACGAGUGUGGACCACCAGCGACAGUGUCCUGUGGAAAAUUUGCAGACUGCCAGAAUACGCAUGGGAGCUACUACUGCACGUGUGUCCCAGGAUAUGUGCUCGUGUGUGGGGGAACAAUAUUCAGGAGUGAGAGUGAGAACACGUGCCAAGACAUGGAAGAAUGCAAGCAGAACCCUAUAAUAUGUAAAAGCCGCAGCAUCUGCAACUACACCCAGGGCAGCUACACCUGCAAGUGCCAGCCUGGCUUUGAACUCAACCCGAAGGACCUGAAGCAGUGCACNNNNGUGAAUGAAUGUUCCAGGGGGCAGAACCCCUGUCACAACACCACCCACUGCCUCAACUUCGUGGGAGGCUAUGAGUGCCGCUGCCGCCCUGGCUGGAGGCCGGUCCCUGGGUCCCCCAAUGGCCCAAACAACACCGUCUGCGAAGAUGUGGACGAGUGCAGCUCCGGGCAGCACCAGUGUCACAGCUCCACUGUCUGCGACAACACUCUGGGCUCUUACAAGUGCCGCUGCCGCCAGGGCUGGAAGCCCAAACCGGGAUUCCAGGACAACCAGAUCACCACUGUCUGUGAAGAGAUCUUCCCCACCUGGACCCCACCCCCUGGAGUCCAGAGCCAGAGUCUCUCCCUCUUCUUUGAAAGACUCCAGGAUCUGGUGACUGUCAUCUCUGCUACGUCCCAGGGGGAGGAUCCUGUGCUGGCUGUGAUCACCUACGUGGGACUGAGCCUCUCUCUGCUCUGCCUCUUCCUGGCCGCCAUCACUUUCCGGCUGUGCAAAACCAUCCAGAACAUCAGUACCUCCCUCCACCUGCAGCUCUCACUCUGCCUCUUCCUUGCCCAUCUGCUCUUCCUCACGGCCAUUGACAGAACUGAAAUCAAGGUCCUGUGUGCCACCAUUGCAGGGACCCUACACUACCUGUACCUGGCCUCCUUCACCUGGAUGCUGCUGGAGGGCCUGCACCUCUUCCUCACUGCGCGCAACCUGAUGGUGGUCAACUAUGCCAGUGUGAACAGGUUCAUGAAGAAGUUUAUGUUUCCGGUGGGCUAUGGAGUCCCAGCUGUGAUUGUGACCAUUUCCGCAGCAUCCAGGCCUGACCUUUAUGGAACAGCUGCCCGUUGCUGGCUUCACACAGAGAAGGGAUUUAUAUGGGGCUUCCUUGGACCAGUCUGUGCCAUCUUCUCUGUCAAUAUAGUUUUCUUUCUGAUGGCACUCUGGAUUUUGAAAAACAAACUCUCUUCCCUCAACAGUGACGUGUCCACCAUCCAGAACACAAGAAUGCUGAUAUUUAAAGCUACUACUCAGGUCGUCAUCUUGGGAUGCACAUGGUGUCUGGGAAUCCUGCAGGUGGGUCCGGGUGCCCAGGUCAUGGCCUACCUGUUCACCAUCAUCAACAGCCUGCAGGGCGUCUUCAUCUUCCUGGUCUACUGCCUCUUCAGCCAGCAGGUCCGGGAGCAAUAUGGAAGAUGGUGCAAAAUGGUCAGGAAGUUGGGAGCUGAGUCUGAGAGCUACACACUCUCCAGCAGGGUCAUUUCUGAUGCCUCCAAACCAAGCAUGGUAAGGUCACAGGUUGCGCCCAGAGCCCUUCACUAAUUGAACCACU
Condylura cristata (star-nosed mole) is the source of this 1930-nucleotide messenger RNA. RefSeq names its product EGF-like module-containing mucin-like hormone receptor-like 2. Gene Ontology annotation, molecular function: G protein-coupled receptor activity; calcium ion binding. Lineage: Eukaryota; Metazoa; Chordata; Mammalia; Eulipotyphla; Talpidae. Bases 1 to 1920 code for a protein of 639 amino acids. Gene Ontology annotation, biological process: adenylate cyclase-activating G protein-coupled receptor signaling pathway; cell surface receptor signaling pathway. The transcript has 14 exons. Gene Ontology annotation, cellular component: membrane. The record is from RefSeq and is a predicted model, not a curated record.